Penicillium riverlandense is the source of this 1182-nucleotide messenger RNA. RefSeq lists its product as uncharacterized. The transcript is spliced from 3 exons. The record is from RefSeq and is a predicted model, not a curated record. NCBI's taxonomy places the organism in Eukaryota, Fungi, Ascomycota, Eurotiomycetes, Eurotiales, Aspergillaceae. Bases 1 to 1182 code for a protein of 393 amino acids.
AUGUCUACUCGAACAUCCUCCCGUCAAGCAGCCCAAAAGGCGAAAGAGGCUAUAUCGAGCACCAGCGAGGUAAAGGAGACUGGAUCUAAGCGAAAGGGACCAGUGCAGAAGACUCCGGCACCAAAGCGAGAGAAGAAAGAGGCCAACGAAACCAAAGCUCCAGAGCCAGCCACAGCUGGAGAGCCCGCUACGGAAGGUGUCAAGGAGGAAGCUAAACCAGCACCGGAAGCCAAGCCAACAUCGGAAGAGAAGAACUUGCCGGAUGGACGGGCCAAUGGUUCUCAAACCAUUGAGGCUGGGGUUCGAACAUCCGAGGAAAGAGAGAAUGUCGUGUCAUCCAACAUCCUCGAGAAGGGCAUCAUCUACUUCUUCUUCCGUCCUCGAGUGAAUGUGGAAGAUCCGCACAGCGUAGGCGAUGUUGCCCGAAGCUUCUUUGUCCUUCGACCCACUCCUAAGGGUGCAGAGCUUGAUCCCAGCCAGGGACCGGUCGACCGGGAUGCCAGAUGCCGCUUGAUGCUUCUCCCGAAGAAGAAGUUCCCCACUUCAGCCAAGGAGAGAGACAUGGCCUUUGUGGAGAAGGCCGGACAGACCAUGCAGCAAUUGCAUGAGAACUUUAUCGCGGGAGAGAAGUAUCAGACUUCCACCCGGGGUGAACGAACCGUGGAGGAAGCCAGGCCCUAUGCAGAGGGUGUCUAUGCGAUCACAUCUACGCGCAGAGCAUCCCAUCUGGCUUAUAUCUUGACUAUACCUGCUGAGUUGGGCGAUAUCCAAGAGAACUUCGGCUUACGCAACAAGGGUAGCUGGAUCGUCCAGUCCAAGAAUCCGAAGUUCCCCGGCCCAUCUUUUGCGCAGUUGCCAAAAGAACCGGAGUACCCUGAACCGGUUCGCGAAAAAUUCGGUGACCUGCGAUGGAUCCCCCUCGAGCCUGAGUUCCUUGACUAUCCUAAUGCCCAAUUACUCAUGAUUGGCGAGGCCCAGAAUGAACUUGGGAAGGCUGCGACCUCAGAAGGGCACAAGGAAGAGCAUGAACAGGAGCCUGGGCAGGAAAUAGAAAAACUGGAGCAGGAAAAUGAAAAUCGCGUCGAGUCUCUGCAGGGAGACCAAACUAUCUACCAGGACCUUGGCCUGGAAGCUCAAAAGUAUCCUUCGUUGAAAACCACUUGGAACAGUACCAACCCUUAA